GAGGAACAAACAGACCUGAUGCCACUGAAAGAGGAGAGUCAAGAACUGAAUGAAAUGGAAGAGAAAGAUCAAGAUUUCAUGACUGGGGAAAAAACUUUUAGUUACUCACAGGAUCAUGAAACAGAAUCUAGGAACCUUAAAGUCCAGAUGAGUGUUCACACUGGAGAGAGUCCUUUCACCUGUCAACAAUGUGGAAAAAGUUUCACUCGAAAAGACAGCCUUAAAGUCCACUUGAGAAUCCAUGCUGGAGAGAAGCCGUUCACUUGCCCUCAGUGUGGAAAGAGUUUUACACAGAAAAAAAACCUUAAUGCCCACUUGAAACUUCACACCGGAGAGAAGCCUCACACCUGCAAACUGUGCAGGAAGAGCUUCUCAAUUAAAGGAAGUCUUAAAAUUCACACGAGAGUUCACACCGGAGAGAAGCCGUUCAUCUGCUCUCAGUGUGGGAAGAGUUUUAAACAGAAAAAAGAACUUGAUGCCCACAUGAGAAAUCACGCUGGAGAGAAGCCUUACGAAUGCAAACUGUGUGGGAAGAGCUUCACACGAAAAGCAAGUUUUAAGUCUCACAUGACAAUUCACAAGGGAGAGAAGCCUUUUGUUUGUGAUCAGUGUGGAAAGAGUUACAGAUAUAAAGUAGGCUUUAAACAUCACAUGAGGAUUCACUCAGGAGAGAACUGUUUUAGAUGUCGUAAGUGCCCAAUGAGUUUCUCAGACAGGAAUCACCUUAAGAAUCAUGUAAAAAUUCACAUCGUAGAGAAGACUUACAUGUGCAAUCAGUGUGGAAAGAGUUUUACAAAAAGAGCCAAUCUUGAGAAUCACAUAAGAGUUCACACUGGAGAGAAGCCGUUCACCUGCCCUCGGUGUGGAAGGAGUUUCACACUUAAAGGAAAUUUUAAGAUUCACAUGAGAGUUCACACUGGAGAGCAGCCUUACAAGUGUCUUCAGUGUGAGAAGAGUUUCACAUAUCACACAGAACUGAAACGGCAUAUGCAAAGAAAAUGCUGUUUUCCACAGUGUGACAAGACAUUUAGAAAAAGCAAUUUCAUUCUAAAGAAAGACAUUUCAGUGUAAUGCAAACACCACACUUACACAUACCUAUGAAAAGUCAUGUAUUUUUCAGAACCUGUUGGUGUUCUUUGUUAAAGAGUACGGCAAUAGAACAUGUGUAUCUGUUAGAAAUCAAGGCUACUUUCACACCACAACUGAAUGUGAGCUUCAUCUGAUUCGACUUUAUAACCACUUAUUUUAUUUGUAUUGUUAUAUUUUUUAUAUCCUUGCCAUCGUCUUUGCUAUAGUCUCAAAUAUUAAGCAGACACCCUUUAAUUUAGACUAUUUAGAGGCGUUGCUCCGUGUCAUAUAUGUUGGUCGUUUUUUUUGUGAUGGGGUGUUUUAAAACGGGGACAUUUCUGAUGAUGGCUCUAGUUGGGGAUAAAACAACAAAAACCUGGACUGUCCCUCGAAAACAAGGACGUUGGAUCGCCUUACUCCACACAAACUCAUCAACUCGUGUUAAAGGCAUUGCAUCGUUUUAGUUUUUAAGAUGAUUCGAGGACCUCAAAACAUUGGAGAAUGACAUGCUCAUGAUUUCUUCAUGUGAAUGAACACAUUGAUCUGCAGUUUGAUGCC
Molecule: messenger RNA, 1626 nt
Organism: Sinocyclocheilus anshuiensis
Lineage: Eukaryota; Metazoa; Chordata; Actinopteri; Cypriniformes; Cyprinidae
Product: gastrula zinc finger protein XlCGF8.2DB-like
Exons: 2
Coding region: 19-1071 (350 amino acids)
Biological process (GO): regulation of transcription by RNA polymerase II
Molecular function (GO): RNA polymerase II cis-regulatory region sequence-specific DNA binding; DNA-binding transcription factor activity, RNA polymerase II-specific
Source: RefSeq, a predicted model, not a curated record